Porites lobata is the source of this 2540-nucleotide messenger RNA. The record is from the annotation of a GenBank genome assembly. NCBI's taxonomy places the organism in Eukaryota, Metazoa, Cnidaria, Anthozoa, Scleractinia, Poritidae.
AGCCAAUCACAGGAUGCUCUUGAAGUUGCCUUCAGUAUAAUCGCGAGCUGUGCUUUUGUGUUCAACCUUGCCUUCUGCGCAGUGCUCUUGAAGAAACGUGCCAUGCUCAAAAAGCCACAUAAUUCUCUUCUGUUUAACUUGGCCGUGACCGAUUUACUUACAGGUACAGUAUGCAUACUUUGAUUUAACUGCACUUUUGUCAUACACUAGGAUGGUAGAUUAGUAGUAUACAGUGCCGGAUCCAGGGUAGGGCCCACUCCGUAUUUUUCGACCAAAAUGAGGCCCGAAGGGCCGAAAAAAAUUUGUUUGGAAAUAAGAAGAAAUACCGUAAAAUUCCGAAAGUAAGUCUCUCCAAAUAUAAGCCCCCCAAACCGGUAACGCAAAAAAACCCUCCGUUAAAUCGCCCCUCCAAAUAUAAGCCCCCCAGGGACUUGUACUUUGAAAAUUGCCCUCAAAUACAAAGUAAAACAAAGCAAAAACGGAAAAUUUACUUCCAACUACAAGGUUAGCCCAAUCGAUUUUGAAACGCAAAUUUCCCUUUGUAGAUAAGCCCCUCCGAAUAUAAGCCCCUCAAAAAGGGCCUUUGAAAAAUAUAAGCCCUGGGGAUUAUUUUCAGAAUUUUACGCUAUUCUUAUCAGUACGAACACCCCUUCCCAUACUUAUUACUUGAAAUAAUCAUCUUUAUUCAGGCCCCAGUUGUUCAAAAGGUAGAUAACACUUGACUACCCACUGGAUAAAUCCCUAUCCAAUGGAUAGCGCAAUUGGUUUUCUCUUUUCUUAUCCGCUGGAUAGUGAUUUAUAUCCGAUGAAUAGCGCUACCCAUCGUUUGAACAACCAGGCCCAGAUAAAUGAAUCACAAGGGACUUUAAGAUUGAACGACGCGAUAGCCUGCGAGCAAGCUCUCCUGUUUGGGCGAGUGAAACGAGUCUCGCGAGAACGCUUAACCGAGCGGCGAGAGCUUGCUCGCUGGCUAACGACGCGACAGCAACGACAACGCCGCUUAAAAAUUGAAUUUGCGUUCUUCUAGUCGUUAUCGCUAUUAUUCCUACUUUCUUACUUUGCCAAAUGUAAGCGAACCCUUUUCACUUAAAAUUAAAUUCCAAGGGACCGUAUUCAAGUUCAGUGAGCGAAAUAAAACUUCGCCUUUGCUUGUUUAUGUUCUCCAUAAAACACAAAAUAAGGCAUUUUUACGUCGUAAUUGUGCAAAACGGCAAAGAAAUGUUCAAAAAAGUGUGAUGCACGUGCAGAGUUGUUGUUUUGCUUAUUAAGGGUCUGUUUACAUGGAGUGGGGGACCCCGGUCUAGUGGGGUUGGCUUCUUUUGUUUUCACGCUCUGGGGAACACAAAACAAAAGAAACCUACCCCACUAGACCGGGGUCCCCCACUCCAUGUAAACAGGCCCUAAAUUACCUAUUGAUUUUUAGACGUUCUCGUGGCUGUCGCGUCGAUGAAUCUUAAAGUCCGUACUAUAUAGCCUGGGACCAGGGCAGCUCUUCAGUGGGGAAAAAGACAAAAAAAGGGGUCAAAUACGACAAAUAUCGGCGAGCGAAGCGAGCCCUGCGAUGGCCUGGGGAGGGGGAAAGGGCGCCAUCCUUCACCCUUUCACCUCCCAAGACUACGCUACCUUUCUUUCGCCCACUCCGAUUUUUUUUCCUUUUUCCCCCAAUGCGGAGCCUGGUCCCUAACUCCCUUGUUUUCCUUAUACUUAUCUGCCGUGUUUUAUAUCUAGUUGGCAUCCCUGUGCAGCGUUUGAACAACCGGGACCUGAUGUUUGUUUUAGUGGGCACCAACCCUGAAUUACUUUCUUUCUUGACAGGAGCCUUUGUGGUUUUAACACCCGGUUACAUCUCAGAUGAACCCUUGUUUCCAAUAGCUGACGGGUUUGGUGGUGAGCUGUUUUGCGCGCUACUGGGUAAUAGGUACCUUCUCUUUACUGUGGCCAAAGUAUCCAUUUUGCUGGUCACAUGUCUUGCCGUGGAACGCUGGUACUGUGUGAUGAGACCAAUAAAGUACAAAAUACAAUUUGGAAGAAGAAGGCUCAUAAUUUACAUAGUGGUUUCUUGGAUCGCUAGCUGUGCUUUGCAAAGUCACAAAUUUCUUGAGCAAAAACUCAGUGGAAAUAAAUGCGUUCCUGUUGAUAUUCCUUAUGGUAGAGAAGGUGCACAAGCAUUCGUUGCAGUCUACAGUUUCAGUACUUUUGUAAUCCCUUGUUUCGUCACGUGGCUUACCUUUGCACAUAUAAGGUUUCGUGCACCUUUUGAGCUGAAUAUUAAAUCGUCGCAGAGAGAGCGCCGGGAAAGACAGCAAAAGAUCAUACUGCGCAUGUGCGCUUUGACAGCUGUUGUGUUCACAUUGUGUUGGCUUCCCGCCCAAUUGAGUUACACUUUAACUCCGUUUGGUAUCACUAGCGUUAGCAGUCCGUUCCACAAAGCGUGCAAUGUUAUUGCGUUCGUUAACUCGUGUAUAAAUCCUUUUAUAUACUGGUAUUAUCAUAGGGAAUACAGAAAAGAAUUCAUCCGGCUUUUUUGUUUCUGCAAACUC